Messenger RNA from Lactuca saligna, 1295 nucleotides. NCBI's taxonomy places the organism in Eukaryota, Viridiplantae, Streptophyta, Magnoliopsida, Asterales, Asteraceae. The record is from the annotation of a GenBank genome assembly.
AUGGUGGUCUUACUGCUCACUCUUCCAAUCACCGUCGUUGAUAGUUUCGUCGUCGACAUGUUUACCGGCUUCAACGAACUCAUCGGCUUAAACUUCGUCCUUCAAAAACCCUCACCAUCUACCGGAGCUAUUUGGAAGGAAUUGAACAUCGGAAAGUUAAAGUAUGAUGAUGUUUCAGCGGAGAUUGCAGACGCGGCUAGAGGCUCGUUUCAGAGAUCUGAUGACGACGAAGUUUCGUGGAAAUCUGCAAGCGAUGUACUUUUCCAAGAAGACAACGAUGACAUCAUACCAGAACCUGAUUCCAAAUUCGCAGAAGAUUUACAAAUCCAAGAAGCUUUAUUAGCAUCAACCUCAUCCCACAAAACAAGAUCAACCCUAAGUUCAUUAUUGAAGAGCACAGAAUUCAAAGAAAUCAUCUGCAAAAUCUGCUUAGAGAAUCAAGAAUCAUGGCAGAUGUUCACAAACUCAACAUGCUCUCAUUCCUUCUGCUACACCUGCACCAGAAAACACGCAACAACAAAGAUCCACGAAUCCAAGAACACAAUCACAUGCCCAGAACUAAACUGCAAAUCCACAUUAGAUCCCAACACCUUGAGACAAAUCAUCCCAAAAGAAACCCUAAUCAAAUGGGAUGAACACCUCUGUGAAUCCAUGAUUCUUGAAUCCCAAAAGCUAUACUGCCCUUUUGCUGACUGUUCUGUUUUGCUGAUAAACGAUGACAUCAGCAUCACAAAUAUCGAUUGUCCGGUUUGCAGGCGCGCGUUUUGUGCAGUGUGUAGGGUUCCAUGGCAUUCUGAGUUUAGUUGUAAGGAGUUUGGGAAACUUAAGAGUAAAAGGAAAGGGAAAAGAGAUGAUGACAUGGCAAUUGCACUUGCUAAAAAGAAGAAAUGGAAGAAGUGUCCAAUGUGUAGGUUUUUUGUGGAGAAAAGUGAGGGGUGUUUGCAUAUAACAUGUAGAUGUGAGUAUGAGUUUUGUUAUAAUUGUGGGGGAAAGUGGAGUUCGAGUCAUGGUGGAUGCAAAUCAAGAUCUUGAUUAUGAAGGAAGAUAGAAGUUAGUGUGGAUAUGGUUUAGGUUGUGUUUGUUACAUGUGACAUGAUUGGAUUUGGCUGAUGCUGAUCUGUGAUGCAUGGUUUAGACUGUGUUUGUUAACGAUGACUAGGUUGGAUUUGACGGUUUUAUCAUGUUCAUUUUGAAUUUUAUUUUUUAUAUGAGAUGAGACUGGAUUGAAUUGUAUUAAGUACUGAAUGACAAAUGCUUAUUAGCAUAUAAUAUAUAUAGCUAUGAAGAACCUAGGU